CGGAUGAGAUGCCGUAUCCCUCCCCCCCCGUGACCAGACGGGACGGGAUGGCUGAUAGUGGGCCGGUAUAGUCGAGGGCGGCCGACGGAGAUUUGGAAACGGUGGGAUUUAGCCGGGCGGGAUCACCGAUUGGCGUUUGACAUAUUGGGAGGGGAGGGAAAUAUUGGAAUAAGGAAAAGAAACAUGAUGGGAAAUUUCUUAUCUUUGAGGGGUGUCAUGUUUUGAAGAAUGAAAAUGACGUGAUGAUGUGAAAUAGAUGAAUGGGUCGAUGGGACAUGUUGGCACAACUAGAGUGGAUGCAUUUAUGAAAUCAAUCGAAAAAGGGGGAGUGUGUCUGGUAUGUACAGGAGUCGCUUUCCUCUCCACUCUGGGUCUUUUGCGUAUUGAGUUGUUUGAAGGAACACAACACAACCACCAACCAAUCUCUCUGCUGGCCAUGAUUAGUCGGGCCUGUGAUCUCUGUUGUCGUCGCUGCACGGGGUCGUUUCUUCAAACAACACAACGGUCGAAGCAACAAACAAGCUUUUUCCUACGCCACGAGAUAGAGAGACAGAUGAGAGAGAGAGAGGUGCGGAAGUCCGUCGCCGUCGCAUUCCGCCGCCCGAUGGCAGUUCAUUUUCCUUGUUGGGGGCGUUUCGGGAGAGGCAGGCAAACUGCUGCAGGCUCGCAUCGCAUCCCGCAUCCCAUCGUCGGGACGCCGCCCACCGCCCACUGGAAUCAGGCAGGCAGGGUUCGCCUAGGUAUCGCCGGGAUACUGAAUGGGUGGAUUGAUUCGUGGUGUACCUGCAUGCGUGCGAACAUGCAUGCAAUGCACGAACGGUCGGAAGGUCGUAUCAUCCAUUCGCAUGUUUUACUGGGGCGGCGCAACCACCCACCCGCCGGUCACUGCACCAUUUCGAACGGUCUUCUUGCAUGCCGAUCUCCCUGAUCUGGAUCUGGAUCUGUCACUUCCACACAUCAGCGCUCCGUCGGCAAGGCAGCGUUAGACGCCUACCUUAAAAUCUGGUUGAUGCCGACGACCUUCACAGCAACACGGUAAAGACAUGCAACACACCACACCUACCCCAACGUGUUGCAGGUCCGUUGAUCAGCUGCCUGUGUUCCCGGUUUCCCACCGCUCUGUACUAUGUUGGGUAGGCUUCAAAUCCGGCCUCGGCUGUCUCGUCCAUCUUGAGAAGCAAUCCACCCACCAACCUAAGGUUAGGGUAUCCAUCCAUUGAUGUUUCGCAAGGCUUCUCUUGUAAGUGCCAACCAACAACA
Molecule: messenger RNA, 1260 nt
Organism: Lasiosphaeria miniovina
Lineage: Eukaryota; Fungi; Ascomycota; Sordariomycetes; Sordariales; Lasiosphaeriaceae
Exons: 1
Coding region: 257-928 (223 amino acids)
Source: RefSeq, a predicted model, not a curated record